CCCAUCCCAGAACUAGUCUAAUGUACAUGUUUUUCAAAGAAGGCUAUGGGGCAAGUUCUCCAGUCCUGCUUGGUGUUGGCUUGAAUCAGGAGUAGGAGGAGGGUCAGACAGGCAUGAUGAUGAUAGAGGAAAUUUGUAAAGGGUAAAAAAGCUGGUCCCGCAGACUGAGGUCAGUCCGAUUCCAACGAGCAAUCACUGCAGUGCUAACUAGUCUGGGAAGGAGGAGAUAGAGAGAGCGGAGCCACAAGCCCACCCGCAAUAUGAUCACACACGCGCCAAUGGAAUAAGCAACAAAACAGUUGGAAAUCGAAAUCAAUCUUCACCGUCCACGAGGAAUUCGAUAUCAAAUAGGUUAUUUUGGUUUUACGCACAAAAGAUGACGUUUGAACCUCUUUCCUUUUACGUGACGCAAAGUUUAGACACGUCCGGGUAGACAGACAACUUUAGGCUAGCUAUAUAUUUUAGGAUUUCAUUACGCGUUUAAAGUUAUCCAUUCCGACUUCAUAACCAAACAUUGCAUUUAGAUGUAUUGUUUAUCCUAAACCAACUGUCAGCAUAUAACUGAGGAUGAUCAUGUUUUCCCACGAGUUAUUCGUCUCCUUCCUCGCGGUUACCUGUCUGUUUAGUAUACCCAGAGCGUCUUCGGCGGCAUGUGAGCCCAUUCGGAUCCCUCUGUGCAAGUCCAUGCCCUGGAACAUGACGAAAAUGCCCAACCACCUCCACCACAGCACCCAGGCCAACGCAGUCCUGGCCAUUGAGCAGUUUGAAGGGCUUCUUGGCACCCAGUGUAGUACAGAUUUACUGUUCUUUCUGUGCGCCAUGUACGCCCCAAUAUGCACGAUUGACUUCCAACACGACCCUAUCAAGCCCUGCAAGUCGGUGUGUGAGCGUGCGAAAUGCGGCUGUGAACCUGUGAUGAAACGGUAUAAUCACACCUGGCCAGAGAGCUUGGCCUGCGAGGAUCUGCCAGUCUACGACCGGGGAGUCUGUAUCUCACCUGAGGCCAUUGUAAAAGCAGAAGGACCAGACAACCCUUACUAUCAGGACCCCACAAAAUGCUCACCUGAAUCAACUCCUGACUUUCCAAGUGAUUCUCACAAUGUCAACUGUAAAGGAGCCAACAAUGAUCGUUGCAAGUGCAAGUCAGUUAAACUGGGUCUCAAGACCUACCUAAAGAAUAAUUACAACUAUGUGAUUCGUGCAAGGGUGAAGGAGAUUAAAAACAGGAAUCAUGACUUGAGUGCAAUCGUGGAGGUCAAAGACAUCCUGAAGUCUUCCUUUGUCAACAUCCCUCGUGAUACCGUCACACUGCACUACAACUCUGGCUGUCCCUGUCCUCCUCUCACCGCCAACGACGAGUACAUCAUCAUGGGUUAUGAGAAUGAGGAGAGGUCCAGCUCAGCAGCCCUGUUUCCUGUGCUGGGACUUAGGAGAAGGCAGGGUGAAGGAGAGGAGAUGGGGAGGGCCCUGGUUCAAAGCCAUCCCCGGCUCACAUGUUGGGGCUGGGGAGAGAGAGAGAGUUGAAAUGGUUCAGGGAUAAAAACACAAAGGCAACACAUCAAACUCAGUUCCGUGGCUCCUGCCUGGCUUUAGUGGUAAAAGAGCCAAUAAUUAGCUAUGUGUUGAACCUGUGUCCAAACUGGAUCCAUGGUUGCUUUUGUCCCAUGUCCAAUGUAACCUUACUCGCGUCAGACAAUACCUACCUGGCUGCAACAGACCCUAAUUGAUUAUCUUCGGUAGAAGUGUGAACAGGCCAGACCAUAGCCAUUAGAAUUGUGAAACUGAUAUGAUAGAAAUUCAUAUGAUGUAUAUGUUUAAGGUAAUGGUAAGAUAAUGACUAAAUUAUUUAUAUGGUAAUGUUAAGAUAAUGACUAAAAAUAUUCCACCCUGAAACCAUAUAAUUGUAUGAAAUUUAUUAGAAUCAUAAAACUAUAAUCUGAUGAUAUGUGUAGUUUUAGUCAGAAUUAGAACAAGGACCUUUUGUUCCUUUUUAGUAUGUAAGCAGGGUGCAAGUGGGAAACAAAUUAUAAGAGGAGCUACCGACAGACUACUGUGGAAUACUGUGUUCCUUACAGGACAUUCUGUCUCCACCCGUGGAGGGGAGAAACUGUUAGGCUUGCAGAAAAUUAUGAAACAUGUUGCAGAUUAAACAAUGUAUCUCUGUAGUGGAAAAAUGCCGACUGUCUGAGCAUGGCGUAGCUUAAGAUUUGAACUUGUUUGUGUGUGUUAUAAAGACUGGGUUUGCAUUUUUUUAUUUUAGAGU
This is a messenger RNA of Oncorhynchus tshawytscha (Chinook salmon), 2263 nucleotides long. Its product is annotated as secreted frizzled-related protein 3. The coding region runs from base 568 to 1524 and encodes 318 amino acids. Gene Ontology annotation, cellular component: cytoplasm. NCBI's taxonomy places the organism in Eukaryota, Metazoa, Chordata, Actinopteri, Salmoniformes, Salmonidae. The record is from RefSeq and is a predicted model, not a curated record. Gene Ontology annotation, biological process: non-canonical Wnt signaling pathway; canonical Wnt signaling pathway. Gene Ontology annotation, molecular function: Wnt-protein binding. The transcript has 6 exons.